Melozone crissalis (California towhee) is the source of this 2382-nucleotide messenger RNA. RefSeq names its product decapping mRNA 1A (gene DCP1A). Gene Ontology annotation, molecular function: enzyme activator activity; mRNA binding. NCBI's taxonomy places the organism in Eukaryota, Metazoa, Chordata, Aves, Passeriformes, Passerellidae. Gene Ontology annotation, biological process: deadenylation-independent decapping of nuclear-transcribed mRNA; deadenylation-dependent decapping of nuclear-transcribed mRNA; positive regulation of catalytic activity. The transcript has 10 exons. Gene Ontology annotation, cellular component: P-body. The record is from RefSeq and is a predicted model, not a curated record. Bases 7 to 1758 code for a protein of 583 amino acids.
UCCAAGAUGGAGGCGGCGGGCAGAGCGGGGCAGGAGAUGAGCCUGGCGGCCCUGCGGCGGCACGAUCCCUUCAUCACCGGCAUCGCCGACGUGACCGGCCAGGUCGCGCUCUACAGCUUCAGCCCCAAGGACAACGAGUGGGAGAAAACCGACAUAGAAGGGACCUUAUUUGUGUAUAAAAGGUCAGCUUCUCCUUAUCAUGGUUUUACGAUAGUGAAUCGACUGAAUAUGCACAACCUGGUUGAGCCAGUAAAUAAAGAUUUGGAGUUUCAGCUCCAUGAACCUUUUCUGCUCUACAGAAAUGCAAGCUUGUCAAUUUACAGUAUUUGGUUUUAUGACAAGAAUGACUGUCAUCGAAUAGCAAAGCUCAUGGCUAAAGUGGUUGAACAAGAAGCUCAGAGGUCGCAGCAAGUUUCUCAGGACAGAAAAAGUCCCAGCAGAACCAAUGGCUGCAAUGAAAACAGGCCCAUUGACAUCCUAGAGAUGCUUAGUAAAGCCAAGGAUGAGUAUGAACGAAAUCAGAUUAGUGACCUAAGUAUUAUAUCAAGUUCUGGAAUGCAACAGAAUUCAAAUCCUCCAAAGCCAGAAAGUACAGAGCCUUCAGAACAGAAGCCUUCAUUACAAAUGCAAGAGCAGCCAUUUCAGUCAAGGCAGAAGCAUCUGACUUUGGAGGAACUGUUUGGAACCUCUGUCCAGAAGGAGCAGCCUGCAGCUCCAUAUCCCAAUCCAGAGAGAAUGGAGAAGCUGCAGACAGAUGCAUCUGCCAGAGAGCAGCACAGUUUGCUUUUGCCUUUUUCCUUUGACCAGUCACCAGUAAUGCAACAAUCCCUGGGGAAAUGUGAAAGUCCAAGCAUUAAAGCCAGUGCCAGCCAGCAGGACUGUUUGACACCUAUGAUAAUACCUCCAGCUUCAGUUUCCCAGCCUGAGCUGAAAAACGUUCCAAGCUAUUCAGUUCGUUUAAGCCCUGUUCUUAAUUCAGUCUCAACAAUGGAAGCUGCCCCUGCUCAGAUGCUUCCUGGCCUCAAACAAAGCAACAGCAUAAUGCAAGUUAUGCAGCAAGCUGCCAAGCCCAUAUCCCCACUGGUGAAUCAGCCGCCAUCUGACGUGAACCACACUCCACAGAAUCUCAUGGCUGGCCAAAGCCAGCUCGUAGCACCCUUGACUACAGCAAACACAGGCACUGUCUCCAAUGCAUCUCACACAAGUGUUGAUCUUCUCCAGAAACUCAGGUUGACCCCCCAGCAUGACCAAACACAGCAGCAGUCUCUCGCUAAGAGUCCCUUGACACCAAACAUCUCUGCCUCAGUUGGCCAACUUGCAACACCAGAAAGCUUCAAAGAAUCUCACAGUAAGCCAUCAGCCUUGAACAGCAAGAUAAUCUCUCCCCUUCAGACUGUACAGCAAAACAAGGAAUCAGAAGUAUUUCCACAGCCGAAAACUUUGUCUAAAGCCAGUCAAGUUGCACCUGCACAGUUUGUUACAGCCACGACGACAGUAACACCUUCAGUGCUCUUGUCUCCAAGUGUGUUUCAGCAAUCAGCUACAAAAGCUACUGAAGUGGAGAAUAAAGCCAGUUCUUCUUCUCCUUUAACACUUGGAACAACAGAAAUUCAGACUACACCUCCUACUGUUCUCAGUAGGUCUCAGCUUCAAGAAGCGCUGAUACAUCUAAUAAAGAAUGAUUCCCGUUUUCUCAGCACUAUCCAUGAAGUCUACUUGCAAGUCCUCACCAAGAGUACAGACAACAUUAAGCUAUAAUUGAAGCUGAAUCUACUUAAAAUAUGUUCAUUUUAGAAACAAUUAUGCCUCAUGUAUAAAACUAAUAUUUUUGUAAAAGAAUAUUUAGUUUUCAAUGUCUUGAAUUCGAACCUGUUAGGAACUAUUAUUCCUUAAAUACUUAUGAAAGUAAUGUUCUCAGAAUGAUCUAGGUUUUCACUGUGAUCGUCACCAGCAAACCUUUUUUUUAUUGGGGAGGGGACUUAAGUUGCAUUUGAGCUCUCAUUAGCAUUAAGUGAAUGUGCAAAUGUUUGCUCUGGCUCUCAUUCCUGGCUGUAUUCAUUGUUCAAGGAUUACAGACUCAAAACUAUUUCAACCAGCAAAUGCACAGUAUAAUACACUACAGCACACCAGAACCAAAUUCAGUUGUGGGAACCUCGUUCCAGUUUGAAGGACUGAGGAAAAUGAGAGCAAAAUGCCUUGUGAUGAAGCUGGAAGGUGUGGGGAGGGAAAGGGUCUGGAAGCCAGGCCAUUGGAGCUAAAUCUUUAACAAAAGGUCUAAAAAUGUGAUUGGCUCAAUACAUUGGCAGUCUCUAGCUAAUGCAUGUAAAUUCAUCCUUUCAAUAUUUCAUCAAUUCUGUUUGUUUCUGUGUUACUGACAUAAAA